Entamoeba invadens IP1 is the source of this 726-nucleotide messenger RNA. Its product is annotated as NSFL1 cofactor p47, putative. The transcript has a single exon. Gene Ontology annotation, cellular component: cytosol; nucleus. NCBI's taxonomy places the organism in Eukaryota, Evosea, Mastigamoebida, Endamoebidae. The record is from RefSeq and is a predicted model, not a curated record. Gene Ontology annotation, biological process: proteasome-mediated ubiquitin-dependent protein catabolic process; Golgi organization; autophagosome assembly. Gene Ontology annotation, molecular function: ubiquitin binding. The coding region runs from base 1 to 726 and encodes 241 amino acids.
AUGUCAAAUUUUCACAGAUUUGGAGACUUUGAGAAAAAAGAACAACCGAAGGGACAGGGAUAUUUUAAUAAGGGAGGAACGGAAUUUUAUUCAAACGACGGCGAUGAAGCUUAUAAGGCUGCUGAAAGCACUGCGUCGAGGGAUAAUGGGAACAAAUAUCACGAUGCUGGGAAGGGAGAUUUUGUAUUAAAUGUGACGAUGUACCAAAAUGGAUUUGUUGUGAAUGACGGACCACUGAGGGAAUAUAACACGCCAGAGAACAAAAAGUUCAUAGACGACGUUAAAGAAGGAUUUAUCCCACAAGAAUACGUUGAAAUGGCUCGAACGUCUAAUAUUGCUAUCAACUUAACAAAUUCCUCCAAAACACAGUACGUUCCAAAAGAAACAAAAGGAAAAACCAAAGAGGAGGUGCAUACAUACACUGGAGUUGGAAAUGUUAUUGGGAGUACAGAGAAGGGACAGAUUUUCCAAGCACCUUCCGAAGCACCAACAAUUGAUAUGACACAACCCACAGUGAGUAUUAAAGUCAGAUUUGUUGAUGGGAAACAAAAGGUGUUUAAAGUGAAUAAGACAACAACAGUGAGUCAGGUAUAUGCUUUAGUCAGAGUGGAGUCAAAUAUCAGUGGGUUUAGACUUGUUGGACCACAAAACAGAAUUAUUGUGAUGUCGGAGAUCAACGUCGUCGACGCCAAAAUCGCAAAUGCAAGCCUCACACAACAGAAGUAA